GAUAAAAUGGCUGAGGAAAGUGCAUGGAUUUCUAUAUAUGAUACUCUAAAAAAGAAAAUUCUUAUUUAUGGCUUUAACGAAUAUACUCCUAAGGAUGGAAGUGAUGGUGUAUAUAUAAUUAGGAAAAUAACCAAUCUUCCUCCUUUACAGUUUCAAUUUGAAAUAAAUGUAGAAAUACCCUUUACCAUAGGGUUUGCUGAAAAUGAUAUGGAAUUAAUUAUAAAUCAAUGUUUACAAACAAUGAAAAUACAAGAAACAUCACUUUUUGCUUUUAAGCUUAAAUCAAAAUUUGAUAGUGAUUCUACUUAUAAAGAUACCAUUAUUGAGCUAAACCUUACAAAAUUUACUGUUCAACCAGAAAUAUGGGAAAUGACAACUACCGAAAAACUCAGUAUGUCUAGACUUCAUAAAGAUAAAGGAUCACAAUUAUUUAAAAAUGGAAAUGUAACCAAAGCCCUAUACCAAUUUAGUCAGGCAAUGAAAUAUUUAAUAACUUUUGGCCCUGAACCAUGGCCAGAUUGGGCAAUUGAUGAUAUAAAAUCUUUAAAAGCUUUAUGUUAUUUAAACAUUGCAGCAUGCCAAAUCCAAAAUAAAUCCUAUAAAUAUGUUAUUGAUAAUUGCACAAAAUCAUUAUCCCUCCAACCUAAUAACAAAAAAGCUUAUUAUAGACGAUCUAUUGCUUAUCUUAACUUAGGUGAAUAUGAAUUAGCUUAUAAAGAUGCAAAACAAGGAUUAUCACUAGAACCUAAUAACAAGCCUCUUUGCUCAUUAAUUAUUGAAAUUAAGAAAAAAAUCAUUGUAACAGAUAGGCCAUUUAAAUAAACUUUUUUAAAUUGUUA
Gordionus sp. m RMFG-2023 is the source of this 839-nucleotide messenger RNA. Its product is annotated as peptidyl-prolyl cis-trans isomerase FKBP4-like. Lineage: Eukaryota; Metazoa; Nematomorpha; Gordioida; Chordodea; Parachordodidae. Gene Ontology annotation, molecular function: protein binding. The record is from RefSeq and is a predicted model, not a curated record. The transcript has 2 exons. Bases 7 to 822 code for a protein of 271 amino acids.